This is a messenger RNA of Cladocopium goreaui, 1584 nucleotides long. Lineage: Eukaryota; Dinophyceae; Suessiales; Symbiodiniaceae. The record is from the annotation of a GenBank genome assembly.
AUGGACAUGACCAAUCAGAAGAAGGUCAAUCGCACGAAGAUCUAUGAUCAAACCGCCUUGCACACUGAAACGGCAGGUGACACCGAUGAGAUCGAGCCAAUUUGCAAUGCUCAGGAUGAACUCACUGAGGAAGAAUUCAUCGAACAACUGAUGGAACAGGGUGACUCUGACGCACUUCUGGUCGGAGAUUUUGAGUUGGCAGCCCAAGACACGAUUCAGGAAGAUCAGAGUCUUGCCAUAGCCCUGACAUCAUACCAGCAGGCUCGUCAUCGACUGUCCGAGAGAUUUCGCAACCGUGGUUUCUUUCCAAGCAAGCCAUUUCCAGGAGGUGCCAAAGGGAAGUUUUCAAGUGGAAAAGGAUUCAACAAAGGCAAGGGUCUUUCGAACUGGAACAGCCGUCCCAAAAAGACCCUUCAAGAACGCAUCAUGCAGAGCACAUGCCGUCUAUGCGGACAGCGUGGUCACUGGAAAGCUGAGUGCCCGCAGAGGGGUCAAAGCCAGUCAAGUGCGGCGUCUUCCACAACCGGUGGAAGCAUGGCACCCACCACGACAGUGAUUUCACAUGAUGCCACCAUGGAUAGCCUGCCACUGGAAUUUCUAAGCCUGCCUGAAGAGUUUGCUGAGACUCUCGAUGCCGAUCAGGAGAACACGACCAAACCAAGAGUGAUGGAGCCAAGAGUGAACAUGCCAAGAGCUGUCACCAGGAAGACCGAGACUUUUGCCACCGUGGAGAAUAAAGACCAGCCAGUCAUGCAGAAUCAGCCAGGUGAAACCCAGAGUGUGAGCCAGUUGAAACUAUCAAGACAGCAGAAGCGGCCACCAGUGAUCAAGUUGCGACCAAGUCAGUAUCGUUCAGUUCAGAGAUCGCUGCACCAACCCAUGUCGCUGAACCAGCGCCUGAAGCAGCUGCAGCAACCAGUGGAAGAUGCAGAGUUGCCGGACCUGUCCCAUUACCGACUGGAGGACCUUCAUCACCAGAAGGUGGAUUUCGGCAACAAACACCGCGGAGAGAAGUUCGAAGUUGCAUGGAAGGGCCAAUCGUGGGUGAGCUUCAUCGCAACUCACUAUGCCCAAAGCCGCUGCAUGUCCCAUCGGUUGGUCAUUCGGUACAUCGAACUGAUGAUCGAGAAACACGAAAUGAGCGGUGCACCAAUCAAGAUGAUGCCCGACAAUCUGAGCGAGGUGAAUUCACUGAACCAAAGGCCAGUGGUUCCACGACCUGUCAUGAAAGCCAAGGCCAAGCCAAUGGCUCUCAACCGAUCCCAGAUGUGCCCAGCCGACAUCACUCAUUUGCCCGACAUGGAAGAAGCCGAUUGGGAGUUGAGUUCUCAGACAUACCAGCCUGGGUAUAUGGAAAGCCCCCCACUGACACAGGAUCCCAACUUCCUAGCCAUGCAGACCAGACUUCUUCACAUGGAGAAUGCAUUGGGCCGAGUGAUUCAGCAUCUCGAAGGUCAGGUUGUGGCCACGAAUCCCGAAUGCCAGGAGGUAUUGCAACAAGGCCAGUCUGCAUUCCGCCAUGGCAUCGAGCAGGGCGAUCUCUCGACAGUUGAGGGCAGCCGCCGCGCAGAAGGGGCGGAAUAA